GGCCCGUGGGGGCUUGGCACGCCGUGAGCGAGAGGGCUCCGCCAUGUUAUCAUCGGGGGCGGUGGGGACGGCAGGACGGGCCCUGAGCCGGGCCUUGAGCCUGAGCCACGGGCUGGGCACGGUAGUGGUGGAGCGCUGGUGGCAGGUGCCCCUGAGCAAGGAAGGGAAGCCGCCCAGGCUGCACCCCCGGCGGCACCGCGUCUACCGCCUGCUCCAGGACUCCAAACACCUGCCCAGGGGCUCCAUGGAGCUCCUUCUCACCCAGGCCGUGGAGGACCUGGGCACUCGUGGGGAUGUAGUGAGUGUGAAGAAGAGCCUGGGGAGGAACAAGCUCCUUCCCCAGGGAUUGGCUGUUUAUCCAUCCCCAGAAAAUCUUCGCAUGUUCCAGGAGGAGAAGAAGGAAGGGAAGCUGGAAGUUCUCCAAACCCAGAGCGGGGAGAAGACCCUCAGAUUCCUGCGGAGCUGCCGCCUGGAGGUUGGGAUGAAAAACAACGUCAAGUGGGAGCUCAGCCCCGAGAUCGUGGCUCGGCACUUCCUCAAGAACCUGGGGGUGUUUGUGCCCCCCCACGCACUGAAGCUGCCGGAGGAGCCCAUCACGCGCUGGGGGGACUACUGGUGUGACGUCACGGUGAACGGGCUGGACACGGUGCGUGUCCCCAUGGCCGUGGUGCAGUUCCUGCACCCCAAAACCAAGCGCUACCGGCACUGGGUGCAGCAGCAGCAGAAGGAGCUGCAGGCCCGCAGGGAGCAGCUCCUGUGAGAUCC
Messenger RNA from Empidonax traillii (willow flycatcher), 765 nucleotides. It is a transcript of the gene MRPL9, whose product is annotated as mitochondrial ribosomal protein L9. Lineage: Eukaryota; Metazoa; Chordata; Aves; Passeriformes; Tyrannidae. The transcript is spliced from 7 exons. The coding region runs from base 44 to 760 and encodes 238 amino acids. Gene Ontology annotation, cellular component: ribosome; mitochondrion. Gene Ontology annotation, biological process: translation. Gene Ontology annotation, molecular function: structural constituent of ribosome. The record is from RefSeq and is a predicted model, not a curated record.